UUUUUUUUUUUUGGUGAACCCGAUCCAACUCCACUGGAGUUGCAGUCUAAAUUAUUUUCUCAUACCAAGGCCACAGGGUUCCCUGCGUUCGACAGAAGAGGGAGAGCGCGAGGUUCAGAAGUAGGAGAGCUGCGAAGUUCAGAAGGAAAAAUAUUGUGAUCAACCAUGGCGAUGGCUACGCUAAGACGUGAGGGCAGAGGCUUCAUCCCUCUGAUCUCCCCUAAUUCUAUUAAUGCUGCUCGAUCUUCGAUUCCUUCCGAGGAUUUGGUCCCCCAGGGUGCACGUUCUAUUUCAACUCAAGUAGUUAGAAAUCGGAUGAAGAGUGUGAAAAAUAUUCAGAAAAUCACAAAGGCAAUGAAAAUGGUUGCAGCUUCCAAGCUACGAGCAAUUCAAGUCAGAGCAGAAAAUUCACGUGGCCUGUGGCAGCCAUUUACUGCACUUCUUGGGGAUACUCCUAGUGUUGAUGUUAAGAAGAAUGUUAUUGUUACUAUUUCCUCUGACAAAGGUCUUUGUGGUGGAAUCAACUCUACAUCAGUCAAAAUCAGCAAGGCUGUUCGCAAGUUGAAUUCUGGUCCUGAUAAGGAGACAAAAUAUGUUAUUUUGGGUGAAAAGGCAAAGGCUCAACUUGUACGUGACUCAAAGAAAGAUAUCGAGAUAUCCAUAACUGAGCUGCAGAAGAACCCAUUGAACUACACACAGGUUUCAGUUCUUGCAGAUGAUAUAUUAAAGAAUGUUGAGUAUGAUGUUUUAAGGAUUGUCUUCAACAAAUUCCAUUCAGUUGUCUCUUUUGUUCCAACAGUGGCAACUGUACUAUCUCCUGAGGUUGUCGAGAGGGAGGCUGAAGCUGGAGGGAAACUUGGUGACCUUGACUCCUAUGAAAUAGAAGGUGGUGAGACAAAAGGCGAAAUUCUUCAAAAUCUUGCUGAAUUCCAGUUUUCAUGUGUUUUGUUCAAUGCGGUAUUGGAGAAUGCAUGUAGUGAACAAGGAGCAAGGAUGUCUGCUAUGGAUAGUUCAAGUAGAAAUGCUGGUGAAAUGCUUGAUCGCCUUACACUUACUUAUAACAGGACACGCCAAGCAUCCAUUACUACAGAACUGAUUGAGAUUAUAUCUGGAGCUUCGGCACUGGAAGGCUAAUUUUGCCCAAGUCAACUUGCCAAUUGCAAGAAUAAAGUUGUAGCCGGAGCUUAUUCAUGUUGCUCUUUUUUAACUUUCUGAAAGACAGUUUUUAUGUUGAGAUACUAGAAUAAUAUUCCCAAGGUCAAAUGUAAUUUUUGGGAGUUUUAUGAUCAUUUCUUUUUUGUUUUAAAUUUCUUGUGGGAUUCUUUGUCUAUUUGUAACUUGUUUAGUGAACGGUUUGAGGAUCCUAACAUUUCGUGGCGCUUUGGUUCAUUGGA
Nelumbo nucifera (sacred lotus) is the source of this 1394-nucleotide messenger RNA. RefSeq names its product ATP synthase subunit gamma, mitochondrial-like. Lineage: Eukaryota; Viridiplantae; Streptophyta; Magnoliopsida; Proteales; Nelumbonaceae. Gene Ontology annotation, molecular function: proton-transporting ATP synthase activity, rotational mechanism. Gene Ontology annotation, biological process: proton motive force-driven ATP synthesis. The record is from RefSeq and is a predicted model, not a curated record.